CAUAUAAAGAUGAGUUUUUGUGAACAGUGGAAACCAGCUUCAGCUAUGCUGGCUAUUAACUUUGCCUUUUCAUUAGUAAAUUUACUUCUCAAGAAGACAAUUGAUAGAGGUUUGAACCAUUUGGUUAUCGUUACAUAUCGACAGGCCAUGUCUACUAUUUUAUUGACACCAAUUGCCUUCUUUUGGGAGAGGAAAAGCAGAGCUGAGAUGACGCCGCGCAUUUCUUGUUACCUUUUCUUCAGUGCUUUAAUAGGGGUAACUCUCACACAGUUCUUGUUCCUACUUGGACUUCAAUACACAUCAGCUACUUUUUCUUGUGCAUUUCUCAACAUGGUGCCUGUUUUCACAUUUGUAUUGGCACUGCCAUUUGGCCUAGAAAAGCUGAACCUGAAAAGCAUAGGUGGCUGCGCAAAGCUGUUGGGUACUCUCACAUGUGUCGUUGGAGCCUUGGUGUUAACAUUCUACAGAGGAAUGCAGCUAACUCAUUUACAUGAACACCAAGCCACAGAAAACCAUGCCAGCAUGACAAAUUCACCCAAAAAGGCGAAAAAUUGGGCGGCCGGUUCAGUACUCUUGACUGCAGGCAGCCUCUCGUGGUCUUCAUGGUUCCUAUUGCAAGCAAGGAUUGGGAAGAUGUUUCCAUUUCAAUAUUCAAGCACAGCCAUUGUGUCCUUCUUUGGUGCCAUUCAGUCAGCCAUACUGAGUUUGAUCACUGAGAGAAGAAUCUCCAUGUGGGUUCUGCAUGAAAAGUGGGAUAUCAUUAGUGUUGUUUAUUCUGGAAUGGUGGGAUCAGGGUUGUGCUAUGUUGGGAUGUCAUGGUGUGUGAAGCAAAAGGGUCCAGUCUUCACAUCAGCAUUUACUCCCUUCACACAGAUUUUUGUAGCAUUUUUCGAGGUCUUUGUCAUGCAUGAACCAGUUCACCUUGGAAGUUUGCUGGGAUCUUUCUUGGUCAUAAUGGGUAUGUACACUCUUUUGUGGGGUAAAAGCAAAGAGAUCGGGGGAGUUCAUACAAAGCAGAACCAAGUAGCAGAAGAGGCUGAAGGUUGUAGUACCUCAGCAGUCUCUCAAGUCAUUCCUGUCACAAUCAAUCCAAGAAGUUCUUGAACUAAGUUUUAGCCAUAAUGUCUCUGUAACUGUAACUGUAACUUUAACUCACAAUCUUAAGAACAAUUGUUUGGAGAAGCUUUUGUGAUAACUACUUUGAGAU
Humulus lupulus (European hop) is the source of this 1207-nucleotide messenger RNA. Its product is annotated as WAT1-related protein At3g30340. The record is from RefSeq and is a predicted model, not a curated record. Gene Ontology annotation, molecular function: transmembrane transporter activity. Bases 10 to 1104 code for a protein of 364 amino acids. NCBI's taxonomy places the organism in Eukaryota, Viridiplantae, Streptophyta, Magnoliopsida, Rosales, Cannabaceae. The transcript has 6 exons. Gene Ontology annotation, cellular component: plasma membrane.